Manihot esculenta (cassava) is the source of this 2418-nucleotide messenger RNA. RefSeq names its product glucan endo-1,3-beta-glucosidase 6. Lineage: Eukaryota; Viridiplantae; Streptophyta; Magnoliopsida; Malpighiales; Euphorbiaceae. The record is from RefSeq and is a predicted model, not a curated record. Gene Ontology annotation, molecular function: hydrolase activity, hydrolyzing O-glycosyl compounds. Gene Ontology annotation, cellular component: plasma membrane. The transcript has 2 exons. Bases 740 to 2185 code for a protein of 481 amino acids. Gene Ontology annotation, biological process: carbohydrate metabolic process.
GUUUUUGGGUUGGAUUGGAUUAGGAUGUAUUUUGUUGGACAGAUUCUUGAGCUUACUUCUUUCCCCACUCUUCCAUCCCUAGCUUCUUUCAUUACAUCACCUUCUAGCUUUCCCUUUCUCCUACUUUGUUUCGUUUUCUUUCUAUUUCUGCUUGCUACUGGCAUGUCUCUAGCGUUGGAUUACUCAUUAACCUAUCUGUGUCUGUUGCUUCUCAACAACUUCAUAAAUUUCUAAUAUAUUAUAUUUUAUUCUCUUUUCUACCUCUAUUUUCAAGAAUCUUUUCUGGGAUUUUGGUCUAAUAUUGAGCUCUGCAACUAUUCGUUGUUGGGAUUUCUUUAUUUUACUUGAUCAUCUUUUUUUUCCUUUUUUUUUUUCUCGUGAUUUCUGGAAUCAUGUUAGACAUGGGUUUUGCGUCCUUUGCAACUUCUGAUGUGAAAAUUUAGCUCUGAAUCUCAGUUGUUUUCUUCUUGUACUGGUUAUUGUACUUGGAUCAGCUCUUCUCUCUCUUUACUUGCAUCACCUCCUAUUUCCGUAGUUAGCUUUGAGCUCCGACUUCUGCUCUUUCCCACUUGGGAUGCCCUACAGUUGGUUUUAGAGAGAGAGAGAGAGAGAAAAGAUUCCCCUUUACUGGGGUUAUUUCUGUGUCUCUUAAAUCUGGUGGUGUAAAACCCAUCGAUCUAGUUAGUUUCAGUGGGCUAUCUUGUGUAGAAGGUGGCUAGCAGAUUUGAAGAAGAUAAAGAUGGGAUUGUUCUCUGUGGCUGUUGUAUUAAUAUCAUUACUUUCAGUAGUGAGUACAGUAAGUGGAAUAGGUGCCAACUGGGGCACACAGGCAACCCACCCACUGCCCCCAGACACUGUGGUGAGGCUACUGAGGGACAAUGGAAUCCAAAAAGUUAAGCUUUUUGAUGCAGAUUAUGAUACACUGAGAGCUCUUGGUGGAUCCAAUAUUGAGGUCAUGGUGGGAAUCCCAAAUGACAUGCUUUUAACUCUGGCUACCAGUAUGAAGGCUGCUGAGAAAUGGGUUGCCAAAAAUGUCUCUACACAUAUCUCCACCAAUAAUGUCAAUAUCAGAUAUGUUGCAGUUGGAAAUGAACCUUUCUUGCAAACUUACAAUGGAAGCUUUCUCAAAACAACAUACCCAGCUCUCCAGAAUGUCCAAUCUGCCCUUGUAAAAGCUGGACUGAGCAAUCAAGUAAAGGUGACUGUUCCCCUGAAUGCUGAUGUAUAUGAGAGUUCAACUGGUGUUCCAUCUGGUGGUGACUUUCGAGCUGAUAUCCAUGAUCUCAUGAUUACCAUUGUCAAGUUCUUGAGUGAUAGUGGUUCCCCCUUUACCGUGAAUAUCUAUCCUUUCAUAAGCCUUUAUUCUGAUCCAAACUUUCCGGUUGAGUAUGCUUUCUUUGAUGGCAAUGCGACUCCUUUGAAUGAUGGUGGGACAUCCUACUACAACAUGUUUGAUGCUAAUUAUGAUACUCUUGCGCAUGCCUUACAAAAGAAUGGAUUUGGAAACUUGCCUAUCAUUGUUGGAGAGAUUGGAUGGCCUACUGAUGGAGAUAAAAAUGCUAAUGGAUUUUAUGCUCAGCGAUUCAACCAAGGUUUUAUGUCGCAUAUCGCAGGUGGGAAAGGAACCCCAAUGAGGCCUGAACCUAUUGAUGCAUAUUUAUUUAGUUUGAUUGAUGAGGAUGCUAAGAGCAUUGAUCCGGGGAACUUCGAACGCCACUGGGGGAUAUUCACAUUUGAUGGAAGAGCCAAGUAUGCCCUUAACCUUGGCACAACAAAUUCAGGAGUUCUAAUUGAAGCAAAAAAUGUCCAUUAUCUGGAGCGGAAGUGGUGUGUGAUGAAGCCAUCAGCCAAGAUUGAUGACCCAAAUGUGGCGCCUAGUGUGAGCUAUGCUUGUGGACUUGCUGACUGCACCAGUCUUGGUUAUGGAACCUCUUGUGGAAGUCUGGAUACUAGGGGGAACAUUUCAUAUGCAUUGAACAGUUACUAUCAGAUUCAGAAUCAACUUGACAGUGCAUGCAAAUUUGAAAACAUUUCAAUGAUCACCAAAAAUGAUCCAUCAACUGGAACUUGCAGAUUUGCGAUAAUGAUUGAGGCGUAUUAUGGAGGGGCAGAGCGUACAGUAGGAUGCUCUCAGAAGGCGUUGCGUUUGGCUGCAGGUCUUAUUCUGUUUUUCCUAACAAUUUGAUGAAUUCCAUGGCUCCAAAUUUUGAGAGGUAUGAUUUUUCAUCAGAUAUGGUGGAAGUAAUAGCUCAGAAAAUUUGGGAGAAACAUGCAUGAAGUUGAAAAUUUUUUUAGCAUUGUAGAAAACAGGUUUCAGUUAAUUAUGCAUGUCUACCGUUGAAACCCAUAUUGUUGGGAAUGUUUUUUCAUUCAUGUAUAUACCGAUUGAAUGCAUAAUUUGGCUGUUCAUUUUGUUUA